UUCCUGACGAUGGGAAGAGGGGGUGGCGGUGAGCCUAUGUGCAUUGUGUGGCUGCGCUGACGCUGUUGCACGUAAAAUUAGCUGGCUGCAGCCUUUCAGGGACACCUCUUGUGGACCACCGGAGCCCACAGUGCAAUAAAUAUGGCAGCAGAGCUAUCCACUUCCAUAAACAUCAAGGAGCCCCGGUGGGAACAGAGCACAUUUGUGGGCCGGGCUAAACAUUUCUUCACUGUCACAGACCCCAGGAACAUCCUCCUCACCGACGAACAACUAGCUCACGCACACAAAAUCAUCACUGACUACAGGCAAGGUAUAGUCUCCCCAGGACUGACAGAAGAUGAACUGUGGAAAGCCAAGUAUAUUUUUGACUCAGCUUUCCAUCCUGACACCGGGGAGAAGAUGAUCCUGAUUGGCCGCAUGUCAGCACAAGUUCCAAUGAACAUGACGAUCACCGGAUGCAUGAUGACGUUUUACAAAACAACUCCAGCCGUGUUGUUCUGGCAGUGGAUCAAUCAGUCUUUCAACGCAAUAGUCAACUAUACCAACAGGAGUGGCGAUGCUCCAAUCACAGUCAGUCAGCUCGGCACAGCUUAUGUGUCUGCCACCACAGGGGCGGUCGCCACCGCUCUAGGACUUAAUGCACUAACAAAGCACAUCUCACCCCUGAUUGGACGAUUUGUCCCUUUUGCUGCUGUAGCCGCUGCUAACUGUAUCAACAUCCCUCUGAUGAGACAAAGAGAACUUAAACACGGCAUUCCCAUAACAGAUGACAAUGACAACAGGCUAGGAGAGUCGACCAAAGCUGCACAGCAGGCUAUCUCUCAGGUUGUGGUCUCCAGAAUCCUCAUGGCCUCUCCAGGAAUGGCCAUCCCUCCGUUUUUAAUGAACCAUUUGGAGAAGAAGGCCUUUCUGAAGAAGUUCCCAUGGAUGAGUGCACCUAUUCAAGUCAGCCUGGUGGGAUUCUGCUUGGUGUUUGCCACACCACUGUGCUGCGCAUUGUUCCCUCAGAAGAGCUCUAUGUCAGUGAGCCGCUUGGAGCCGGAGCUGCAGGAGAAAAUCCGGGCCAACCACCCAGGAGUGGAGAGGGUCUACUUCAACAAAGGGCUAUGAGUGUGUAACCCCCUCAUCACAUCCAAACACUGCCAUAACACAGCUGCAGGCUCAGUCCUCGCCUCUCUGCCAGCCCUCCUCAUUCAGUGUGCCAAAGUUAAGUUCGCAUCUCCACAUUUCCGCCACUCAAGAUGGAUUGUGCGAGGACACCCCUUCUCAGUCAGUCUCUUCGUAACGAGAUGUUUGCUUUUGUCAGUGUGAUUAGUUGAUUUUUAUUGUAACUGCUCUCGAGAAGAUUUUCUUCAAAUGAAGAAGAUAGUAUGAUGUUUAUCAUGAUACUAUAUAGUGGCUCGUGUAAGGUCGUUUUAAGUGGACAUUUUUUUCUGUGCAGUACUGUUUUUUAAGUUGGUGACUUGUUGAUCAUGUGUCGCCACCAUACGGUCUUCAUUCACUCUUACCUGUGAGGUUGGCAGUCAUCUUAUUUCUCACCUGCAUUAUAACUGAUUAUAGUCACAUUUUGACAUUGAUUAGUCAAAGACAUCUGUAUUUGCCAAAAUUAUUCUCAGAUCUUGUUAGACCUCAUCAACGACUACAACCUCCUACUCUUGACAGUAUUAUUUCAAAGAAUGGCAUUCACUUUAUAUUAAUUCAGUUCAUUUUGCCAAAUGAGUGAUGUUCAGUGAGGCCUCUUGACAUCUAAUCAUUAAUUUGACAAUAGUUCUCCAGGGAUACUCCCUAUAAAAUGUGAUGCUAUGAUGGUGGCAACCAUUUGAUGGGCCAACACGGUGCUAUUUGAUGUCUUAAAUGUCACUAUUUAUCAUACUAUUUAUUCUGCUUACCAAACAUGAACAUGAACAAAGCCACUCCUCAUACGAGCAUCAUGGGAUUUAAUGCGUAACCCAUUUACAGAAAACAACCUUUACUGUAUAUUUAAUCACACCGAGGCUACACUCAGGAGAACAGAACCAUGGUGACAGUGUUAUUAAUGAUAAUAUCAGCAAAACACACUCAUUUACCUAGUUCCUAAUCUCUAGUGGUUAAUCCAGGAUUUUGUGAUUGCAGUAUUUGAUACAACCAAAAUACAACAAGUCAUUCAUGGCUUCCACAGAAUUGUGUGGAAUCUGUCUUCGUUAUCGUAAUGCAGCAUCCUAAAGAGGUUCGAUCAUUACCGCACAAAGUGACACAUUUUAUUUUGAUGUGCCAAUUUUAUCACAUUGGGGGUUUUUUUGUGCAUUAUUAGAGUGCAUUUACAUAUACAUUUAGAGUCUAUUUUAGACAUGUCUGUGUUGGGGAAAAAAAAUACAUAAACACUCUCAAGAUAGUGUUUUUCAAGGCAAGGAUGAUUUUCAGAAGGAUCCAUCCGGUCAGUAUGUGUUUUAAAUAAGACCUUUGCAACAUUUAAACCUGCGCCGUGGACUCACUAACAAAAAGCUAACAUACAGAAUUAAUUUGACCUCAACCUGGUCUGUUUGAGGACAGUUCCCUGAUAAAAUCUUGUGUCAUUAACAAUUCCCUGCUUAGUAUUUUGCUAUGUAUUGCCAUUAAAGUGAUGGCCAUACACCUUAGUUGUUAACACACAUCAUUACAUCAGCACACGCUAUCACAGAGCUCUUUUCUGAGCCGAUAAAGUAGGUGCAGUCUGAUGUUGUAACAUUUUUUGUGUUCCUGUCCUGUGGUAAUCACUAUUCACAUGAUGAUGCCUUUCUGGUAUAUUUGGUCACACAGUCAGUGUAAACUGUGUAAUGUGGGCCCGACACCAGAUGGCGUUCAUUCAGGAGGCUGCCAUGUUGUUCUGCUGGCAUAUAGAGUUGUUGGCAUUUGUGUGCCACAUUCACAGCGGCUGUAUUUUAACGUGUGAAUCAGUGAAUUAAUCGGAGAGAUUGUACAGCUACUUGCCAGAUUUAAAAAGGAUAAAAAUGAUUUCAGGAUCCAGUGUGGGUUUGAAUUAUUUGGUCCACUUAAAUGGAAAUGCUUCCAUUACAAAUUUAAAUACUUCAUAAACAUUUAGGACCAUUGAUUUGAUUUCAGUGCAAUUUUUUGCUCACCAUCGUGUGUAAUUUCUGUAAGGUGUUUAAUGUUUAAUAUACUGUAAAUUUAACGACCUAUUGCUGUAUAAGUAACUUUAUUUUAAAUCGUCUGUGUUUUCAGAGAGAUUUGUUUGAGUUGGAAUUGUUCCCUGGCUGGUUUGAAGUUUUCAAGUGUUCAAGGUAACUGAAUGUAUCAUUUGCCACCUACAGCUGUUUGCGGUGUGUUAGUUCUGAAAAGCACAAUGUAACAGAUUUUAAAAGCUGCACAUUUUUAAAACUUGUUUAACCCGCUCAGUUUCCUGAUCACAAUGCUUUUCAGUAAGAAAAGAUGAGAAGUACUAAACUUGUCCAUUGGUAAACAUUAUUCCUGAUUACUUCCUUAACCUCUGACUGUAUGUAAUGAUAGCUAACAAAAAUAUUAACUCCCUAAUAAAUAAAAUGAAAAUCUUCCCAAGCUUCAAUCUAUGAAAUCCAAUGAAAUGUCACUACAGCCAAAGCAAUCAGUCACUAACAAUGAAUAUUUUUUAAAAAGAAUAUUAUGACAGAAAUCUUUAUUGAUUGUUUUGCAGUACACUGGGGUGAUGUGAUGUUUAGACUAACUGGAAAAAAUAAAGCUGAUGAAAUCUUG
Scatophagus argus is the source of this 3705-nucleotide messenger RNA. It is a transcript of the gene sfxn1, whose product is annotated as sideroflexin 1. Gene Ontology annotation, molecular function: monoatomic ion transmembrane transporter activity. The transcript has 11 exons. The coding region runs from base 142 to 1110 and encodes 322 amino acids. Gene Ontology annotation, biological process: monoatomic ion transport; serine import into mitochondrion. The record is from RefSeq and is a predicted model, not a curated record. NCBI's taxonomy places the organism in Eukaryota, Metazoa, Chordata, Actinopteri, Scatophagidae. Gene Ontology annotation, cellular component: mitochondrial inner membrane.